UAAAUUUUUAUAAAUCGUUAAAUAAUUUUGAAAAUUUUUAUUCGUAAAUAGUCAUUACGCCUUUAUAUUGAAUUGAUUUUUCUAUGAGACUGUGAAAUUAGCAUUUACAACAUUUGUAUGACAUCGGGCAAAGAAACAAUGGGCGAACAACCAAUUUUCACGUGUAAAGCACACGUGUUUCAUAUUGAUCCUAAGACAAAAAGAUCUUGGGUAUCAGCAUCUACAGCAGCAGUCUCUAUUUCAUUUUUUUAUGACUCAACAAGGAGUCUAUACAGAAUAAUUUCUGUUGAAGGAACAAAGGCAGUAAUAAAUAGCACUAUUACUCCAAAUAUGACCUUUACAAAAACAUCACAGAAAUUUGGACAAUGGUCAGAUGUUAGAGCUAAUACUAUAUAUGGUCUUGGUUUUUCAUCUGAAGUAGAAUUAGGAAAGUUUAUAGAGAAAUUUCAAGAAGUGAAGGAGGCCACUAAAUUAGCUAGUGCUAAAUUACAAUCAAACAGUUCAUCUGUUACACCUGCUACUAGUGCAAAUGUUAGCCCAAUUACAUCACGAUCGGGUAUGCCAUCAUCAGAACAAGAUCUUAUAGACCCACCAAAUUCAUCGAUGAUUAAUUCCAAUGUGUCAGCAUCAAAUAACCCCAAUCCAAAUGCCAACGUGAUUUCUACACAAAAUAGUGUGUCUUUGGUAAGCAGCAGUCCCUUACCUGGUAGUUGUCAAAAUAAAGUGGAUGAUGAAUUGAAAAAUACAGUCCAUUCAAGAUCACAGAGUGUUUCUCAGCAGAGUACAGAAAGUCCACAACAUCAAGGGAAAUCACAACUUACAACACAAGGAGGACAAUCAGCUGAAAUGCAACUUAAGUAUGAGAAUGAUAGGUUGAAACUUGCAUUAGCACAAAGUUCUGCAAAUGCUAAAAAAUGGGAGGUUGAAUUAACUACAUUAAAAACAAAUAAUGCCAGAUUAACAAGUGCAUUACAAGAAUCCACAGCUAAUGUUGAUGAAUGGAAAAGACAGCUACAAUUAUAUAAAGAAGACAAUGCAAGAAUCAAGGCCAAAUAUGCAGAUCUAGAAGCUGGAAAAAUAGCAGAAGGCAAUAGUGAAGCAUUAAGGUUGAGAGUUGAAGCAUUAGAAAGUGAACUUAGAACAAAAAAUGAAGAAAUCAAAGCUCUUACUAUAGCUACAAAAAAUAAAGAUUUUGUAGCUUUACAGAAAGAAAAUCAAGAACUUCGUGAAAUGUUAAGGGUUGUCCAUGAACAAUUAGAACUUGCAUUAAGCGCAAAUAAAGUCCAAAAACAAAAUUUGGAUACAUUAAAUGCUAGAUUAGCUGGGUAUAUACAAGAUUUGGUAACUGUACAUCGAGAAAUUACAAAUACAUUGCAAUCUUAAGUUUACAUGUAGUGAUGUUUAAGAAUAUUCUUCAUGGGAGUUUUGUAUUUAUGAUAUAAGCAAAAUAUACAAAUGGACGGUGUAGAUUAAUACAAAGGGAAAGGUUCCAAAAAAAUAUACAUAAUAAACAGAAAUCUCAAAAAGUAAACUAAGAAUAUCUAUCUUUAAAUAAUAAAGAUAGAUUACAUCUUUUUAGAUAUUUAUUGUGUAUUAAGUUAAUAACAAUAUUUGAUCUUUUCUUCAUAACUCUUCGUGCCAUAUUCAUGUUCUUACUGUAUAUAAAAAUAUGUUUCUUUUUUAACAUCAUUUUAUAUAUAUAUAUAUAUAUAUAUAUAUUUUUAUUUUUGCAGAGAUAAAAACAUAAAUCUUAUUUAGGUAUUCUUAUCUUAGAUUUUAUAUUGUAUCAUAAAAAUAUUUUGAAAUUAUUUUUAGAGGUUAUUUAAUUAAAAUUUAUUAUAUUAUGUUUUUACAUAAAUUAAUUACUGCAAUCAAUUUUAUUAAUUUUUUUUUAAAUUUAUAUUUCUGCACAGAAUAUAAAUCUUAUUUAGAUAUUAUAUAGAUUAUAACAUAUUGUAUUAUAAAAAUAUUUGGAAAUUAUUUUUACAGGUUAUUUAAUUAAAAUUUAUUGUAUUAUGUUUUUACAUAAUUUUUAUAAUCAAUUUUUAUUAAUUGCGAAGAUUAGAUUUACGUUUAUAUAAGUAAUUCAUUUUUUCUGAUAAUUUUGUUUUAAUGUUUGAAAAAUAAAUUAUAAUUGCAAUUAUAACAUACCAUCGUCACUAAUACUAAUAUUAUUUCACUGAUUUCUGUCAAUCUUUGACUCAUUACUAAGCUAUAACUUUUACGAUAUUUUUACUAUUAUUAAAAUUAUUAAUGCUAUUAUAACUACCUCCACUGCUAUUGCUACAUUACUAAUUGCUGUUAUUAUUGCUUAUAGUAUCAUCGUUAGUGCUACUUCUAUAACUGUUAUUACUGUUAUUGUCAAUCAUGUUAUCAUUACAUGCCUACAAAAAACUUUUAUGAUAUUUAAAAACAUAAAACAUAUCAAAAACAUCAUGAGAUUUAAUGUGAUAUAUGUUUCUCGAUGUUUUUUGGAACUUAGUCCCUUGAAGACAACAAAAAAUAAAAUUCAGUUACCCAUGAACACAACUAAGAAAACUGCACAAUUAACAUUAGUAACGUUUAGCGAUAUUCAAUUAUGUAGUAUAACUAUUUAAUUCAGCUGUACAUUGUAUCCAUAUUGUUCUAGCACAUAUUAUUUACCUUUAUUAAUAGAAUAAAAAAUAUAUAAAAUUGAAGAGUCUGGCAUGAGUUGUACAGAAUCAUUGAUAUCUAAUAUAAAAUAUAACAUGAAAAAAUAUAUUAUAGAACCCAUUUACAAUGGGUAACUUAGUAAUUUAAAUACAAAACUUUAUUAGAUAUUUUAAGAAUGAAAAAAGAUGUUUUUGGUGUGCGAAAUAUUUUGUUAAUUUUUUUAUGAAAACCAUGAUCGUUAUUAAUUUAUUGUUAAAAAAAUAAAUGAAAUUUUUUCUAACGUAAAUGAUUUAUUCAUUCAUUACUAGUUUUUCAAAUAAUUUAUAGCAAUCAAGCCAGAUAUUCUUCAAUAUGUUGUUUAAAUACAUAGUAUAGAUUCAUUAGGAAACAAAAUUUGCCGAAGGAUGCUGACCGAUCGUCAUAAAGAUAUUGAGGUGAUAUUUCUUGUAAUAAUAAUUUCUAGUAGUAAAUAAAGUGCAAAAUACUAAACAAAGCACUUUUUAUUGUACUGACAGUAUGUAUGUAUGUACGUAAAAUUGUUAUGGAAAUGAAUUUUAAAUUGGAGGAAUUGGAAACAAAAGCCUCGCUUGCCACAUGUAAUCUUAAUAAAACAUUUUCAGAUGGC
Molecule: messenger RNA, 3259 nt
Organism: Apis cerana (Asiatic honeybee)
Lineage: Eukaryota; Metazoa; Arthropoda; Insecta; Hymenoptera; Apidae
Gene: homer
Product: homer protein
Biological process (GO): G protein-coupled glutamate receptor signaling pathway
Molecular function (GO): G protein-coupled glutamate receptor binding
Source: RefSeq, a predicted model, not a curated record